Messenger RNA from Ornithodoros turicata, 3330 nucleotides. RefSeq names its product AP-2 complex subunit alpha-like. Gene Ontology annotation, molecular function: clathrin-cargo adaptor activity. NCBI's taxonomy places the organism in Eukaryota, Metazoa, Arthropoda, Arachnida, Ixodida, Argasidae. The record is from RefSeq and is a predicted model, not a curated record. Gene Ontology annotation, cellular component: membrane coat; AP-2 adaptor complex. The coding region runs from base 307 to 3126 and encodes 939 amino acids. Gene Ontology annotation, biological process: intracellular protein transport; clathrin-dependent endocytosis. The transcript has a single exon.
AAAGAGUAACUUUUUUCUGUGCACUGAAUUAGCUGUGAGAAAAAUUUCGUACGGUUUGCUUACGCUGUUAAAACGUUAAAACCACGCACUUUGCCUGCAGUCCGACUGGUGCUCGUUUACAGCGCCGCCGCUGUUGAUGAUUAGCCACGUGAUCACAUUCCUGUUACUGGCGAGAGGGACCUGCCCAUCAAGUGAAGUUUGUUUACGAGCCUUUUUACGGUUUGAAUGUCGCAUUUAUCGAUGAAAGCGUUAUAACGUCAGUUCGAGUGCCUUGAGCUAUUCAUCGAGACUCCCUGCAUUCACAAUAUGCCUCCGGUCAAAGGUGAAGGGAUGCGUGGUCUCGCGGUGUUCAUAUCCGACAUCCGCAACUGCAAAAGUAAGGAAGCCGAAACGAAAAGGAUAAACAAGGAGCUCGCUAAUAUACGUUCAAAGUUUAAGGGCGACAAAACGCUCGAUGGAUACCAGAAGAAAAAGUACAUAUGCAAGCUACUGUUCAUCUUUCUUCUGGGACACGACAUAGACUUCGGUCACAUGGAAGCGGUCAACCUACUGAGUUCGAACAAGUAUUCCGAAAAGCAGAUAGGUUACCUGUUCAUUUUAGUGUUGAUGAAUGCAAAUAGCGAGCUGAUGAAGCUAAUUAUUCAAUCAAUCAAGAAUGACUUAGUUUCUCGUAACCCCAUCCACGUGAACCUUGCCCUGCAAUGCAUAGCCAACAUCGGCAACAUGGAAAUGGCGGAAACCUUUGGCCGGGACAUUCCUAAGCUGCUCGUUUCGGCAGAAACGAUCGACCACGUCAAACAGAGUGCAGCGCUGUGCCUUCUGCGUCUGUUGCGCACUUCACCCGAGAUAAUCCCGAGCGGAGAGUGGACUUCGAGGAUUAUACACUUACUCAACGACCAACGCAUGGGAGUGGUAACGUCAGCUGUCAGUCUGAUAGAUGCCCUCGUGAAAAAGAAUCCAGAAGAGUACAAGGGCUGUGUGCCACUUGCCGUAUCCCGGUUAAGCCGCAUCGUUAACUCCUCCUAUACUGACUUGCAAGACUACACGUAUUAUUUUGUACCGGCGCCGUGGCUCAGUAUGAAGCUGCUCCGCCUUCUUCAAAACUAUCCUCCCCCCGAGGAAGCGAGCGUGCGUGGCAGACUCAACGAAUGUCUCGAACAGAUCCUUAACAAAGCCCAAGAGCCGCCAAAAUCGAAGAAAGUACAGCACUCGAAUGCCAAGAACGCCGUUCUCUUUGAAGCCAUAUCGUUGAUCCUACACAUGGAUCGUCUGGGAGCUCUCAUUGAACCCAACUUGCUUGUCAGAGCGUGCAAUCAGCUAGGGCAGUUCUUGCAACAUCGUGAGACAAACCUGAGGUACAUGGCCCUGGAAGGCAUGUGCCUUUUGGCAACUUCCGACUUCUCUCACGACGCGGUCAAGAAACACCAAGAGACCGUCGUUACGGCUCUGAAAACCGAGAGAGACGUGAGCGUUAGACAGAAGGCGGUAGACCUGCUCUACGCGAUGUGCGACAAGUCCAACGCGGAAGUCAUCGUCGGCGAAAUGCUGGGUUAUCUCGAGACCGCCGAUUAUUCCAUCCGAGAGGAGAUGGUCCUCAAGGUGGCGAUCCUAGCCGAGAAGUACGCGUCGGAUUACACGUGGUACGUGGACGUCAUCCUCAACCUCAUCCGCGUUGCCGGAGACUAUGUCAGCGAGGAGGUCUGGUACAGGGUCAUCCAGAUCGUGACAAACCGCGAAGACGUCCAGGGUUACGCCGCCAAGAUGUGCUUCAAGGCGUUGCAAGCUCCCGCUUGUCACGAAAACAUGGUCAAGGUUGCCGGGUACAUCCUCGGAGAGUUCGGCAACCUGGUGGCCGGCGACCAGAGAUCGACCCCGAUCAUCCAGUUCCGUCUUCUGCACUCGAAGUAUCAUCUCUGUUCUGCCGCAACGAGAGGGUUGUUGCUGACGACGUACGUGAAAUUCGUAAAUCUCUUCCCGGAAAUCAAGCAGGAAAUCCAGAAGAUCCUGUGCAGUGACAGCAACCUCCGCUGCUCGGACGCGGAGCUUCAGCAACGGUCCAUGGAGUAUCUCGGGUUGAGUAAGGUGGCCUCCACCGAAGUCCUGGCCACGGUGCUGGAGGAGAUGCCGCCCUUCCCCGAGAGGGAGUCUUCGAUUCUCGCCAUGCUCAAGAGGAAGAAACCGGGACUCUCCGAGAAGAUAAGGAGGGAAACCGGUCUGAACCUGAGGGGAGUCGACUCUCCCAAGAACGGAAUCCAGGUUGUCACAAACGGAGGUCACGACGAGGACCUCCUGGGGCUCUCGCUGAAUUCGCCUCCGCAGCAGGACAACGUUCCGCUGAACGUCCUUCAAGAGACGUCACCAGUGUCUCCGUUCGAGAGCAACAAUAACGUGCUUCCAACCGUGACCACCAACGAGGAUGGGCUCCGCAAGCUUGUGGUACGGAACAACGGGGUGCUCUUCGAGAACGCUAUCCUGCAGAUUGGAGUGAAAGCAGAGUACAAGCUCCACCUCGGACGAGUCAGCGUCUUCUACGGCAACAAGACCACGCACCAGCUCCAGGGGUUUUCGUCCAUCGUCCUGUGCCCCAGCGACCUGUCUUCCAGGCUCAGCGUCAGCCUCCAGCCCGCGGAGCAGGUGAUCGAGGCCGGCUCGCAGGUCCAGCAGCUCGUCAACGUCGAGUGCGUGGACGAGUUCGUCGAAACGCCCGAACUCACAGUUCGGUUUGUCUACAGUGGUGUUCCUCAGACGUUGGCCCUCAAGCUGCCGGUGUUCCUGAACAAGUUCUUCGAGCCCGCAUCUAUGAACGCCGAGUCGUUCUUCACCCGUUGGAAGAACUUGUCGGCACCCGGACAGGAGAGCCAGAAGAUAUUCAAGGCAAAGUUUCCCAUGGACAUCCUGGCGGUCAAAUCUAAGCUGGCGGGCUUCGGCAUGCAGGUCUUGGAGGGCAUCGAUCCGAAUCCGAGCAACUAUGUGUGCGCCGGAGUGGUCCGCGCACGAGCCCAGCAGAUGGGCUGCCUUCUCCGCUUGGAGCCCAACGCGGAGGCGCUCAUGUAUCGCCUCACAGUUCGGAGCAGCAAAGUUAAUGUGGCAAAGAUAUUGGUGGACCUGUUACACGAACAGUUUUGAAGUUGCGUAAAAAAAGAAGUGCGCGACGUCGUGUUGGAAGAUAGAGACUGAUGUUGUAGAGCAGGCUGCGGGAGUGUUUAUAUUUCUACAAAAGUAUAUAUCCUGUUAUAAUAUAUGUACACACGUAUUGCUAAACAUUGUUUCAUGGUUUUCACUGUCUACAUUGAGCUGUCGCCCGUUGUUAACCAAUAAAUAUUUUUACUA